ACUUCGUCAUGUAGCAGAACGUUUCGUGGGCGCAAUGGUAAACACCACGUAGUACCGGGUGGAAGGGAAGGGGGUAGUCAGACUCACAUCCUCCCAUGGUGAGUGCAGUAGCCUUGUCAUCACAUGCUGCAGAUGCCGGAGUGCACACUGCCACGGGUGCUGCUGACCUCCCGCUGGCCUCCCGCUGGAUACAGGUAACCGUCUGGCCAGCCAGCAAGCUCGCCGCACGACCGACCCGCCAACAUGGCCGAUAAACGGUCAGGCGGUUACAGCACGCGGCUGGCGGUAGAAGGUCCCAGAAAGAUCCUGGACAAAGAAAUGGAGAACAUCGAGAGGGAGCGGAAGGUUUCCAGGAAGGAAUUUGAGAAAGAAAAAACUUAUCUCACGGGCGUAGUGGAUGCACGUCAGAACCCAAGAAGGCCGAGCAGUCAGUCGAUUACAGGAAGCUCCGCAGAGUCACAAUUGACAUAUAGACCGGACAACGCUGAGUUCCGAAUGGAUCCGUUCAUGGCGAAGGACAAGGCAGCCACAGAGGCAUGUGACCAGUUAAAGCUUCAGUUUGAAAUGACGUUAGCUGCCUUGCUGGACAUUGAACACCCUAUCAACACGGACAGGAGAGCAAGCUGGUCUUCGUCUGAUGGAAGACCAGGACCAUCGAAAGGUGGAUCAGUGUCAGAAGACCCCGGAUCGGCUAUAACUGUCAAGACAACUGAAGGCAGCAGUACACCACCAUCCUCUUUGAAGAAACCACUUACCAUAGAGGAAAGAUUUUUAGCUAUCAUCGGACAGCCAAAUGAAAUUGCUUCUUCCAGUGGACUAGCAGCUUCCGCACAAGAUCAAAUAUGUCGUUUCAACGUCCCGAGAAAAGUGUCACCAUCUAUCAGGCUACACCAUCAACAGAUGGCACUACGUUUGUUGUGGAUCCAGAGGUUCUGCAAAAGAAUCCCUUUGCAGCCAGGCUUAUGAGUGUGGUCAACGCCAUUGCGUACCCGUCAGGUCAGGCAACAAUUGUUAAGAACCAGAAGGUCCUCAGGAACCUGCUAGAAGAGUGUCGUCUGACUGUGCGCUCUAUAAAAGCGGGAACCGAUCCCAACGGCCGCUUGCAGGCUCGCACAGUAAAGAAACUCGGCGACAUUUUAACUACUAUCAGACCCGCUAACAGGGCCAAUGGCCUGUUGUCCGCAGAGGACGCUCUGAGCUGUGGCUAUCUACGGAUCUCCAAGGAUCAGGUAGGAAGAUUAGAAGACCAGUUAAAACAGCGUGGAAUCGACCCUGGCAUCCACCGACACACGGAUGUUACAAACAUCAACUUGUUUGAUGAUUCACCCAGUACCAAGCUGAAGGCCAUGCCUUUCCACCUGCCGUCCACCACUCUACAGGUGGCAGGCACUGCCUACAAAAAGGCACCUGAAAAAAAGAACCCAUAGGUAUUACUAUCUCUGGACCCCACAACACUUGCGUCGAGUUCACAAAGCAUUAUCACACAUACAUCAUUCGGUGAUUAUUAUUCAUUGAAACAUGUUCUCGUAGAUGCCUGGCAUCCUCGCGAAGAGCGUGUUGCCGGUGACUGAGCCUUGUGGGACAUCGUGAGGCUCAAGGUAUGAAGAUGUCUGUCUAUUCACACUGACGUAAAAAAAUGUCGGCUGUGAAAUUUACCUAAUAAAACCAUCAGGGGACAUC
Pomacea canaliculata is the source of this 1680-nucleotide messenger RNA. RefSeq lists its product as uncharacterized. The record is from RefSeq and is a predicted model, not a curated record. NCBI's taxonomy places the organism in Eukaryota, Metazoa, Mollusca, Gastropoda, Architaenioglossa, Ampullariidae. The transcript has 13 exons. The coding region runs from base 244 to 966 and encodes 240 amino acids.